CAGGGUAUACUAUAUACAGGGUGGGAUAGAAAUCGUAGUACGACCGGGUAAGAAGUGAUUCUGCAUAAAUAAACAAGAAAAUAAUUUAAUGUUACGUUUCUUCAUCCGUGGCUCCGUUUACGCGAAAAUCGAGAUUGAAAAUUUGAUAAGCAUACUUAAAUUUGGCUAAGUCCGGACUGAACAAGAGUAGAUGAUCAGAAGUUUAAACUACAUGUGAAAAUCAAAAAGGUAGAGUAGCAUUUUUUCAUAAGAUGCUUCGUUUUCCUAUAUUAGGCCAAUUCGUAAUUAAAUAUGUUUAAAUCUUAUUUUCUUGAAAACGAGGCCUUAAGCAGGAAAAUAUUAUUUUACAUUUUUGAUCGAUUUUCGCACGUAGAAUAUUCUCCUGAUGAUUGUUUCCUCGUAUCUAGUCGGUUCAAACCAAGUUCAAACCCAUUAUUUGACAAAUUUUUAAAGUAGAUUUUCUCAGAAACGAAGGAUCGUCAUACGAAGAAAUUUUAUUUCGUAUUUUCGACUUUUUUUCAUGUACUCUUUAAAUUUGUUUCGAUGAAAUGUACGAUUUUGUCACUACCUGUGAAAAUAACGAUACAUUAUCAAAGUAUUUGAUAUAUACAUUUCUCCGAUAUAAAAAAUUUGUCAAAUAUUCAUUUUACAUUCAUAUAAGAACUAUAAAUGUAAUGUAAUGUCAAUAAUAACGAGUUCGUAAUGUUCAUAUAGAUAAACCUUCGUCAUCGUUAAUAACAGGCAUAGAUAUAGACCGUGUAUCUUACGCAUAUAGGAUUUUAUGUCACGUGAGUUGGAAUACUGACCUUGAAAAAAUAUAGAAAUUUUGUUGUAUCCUCUAGUAUUUAUAGCGAUAAGUUCGUGCUGUACUUAACGUAACCGCCGACGUACUUAACGUAAUAUAACAUAUUCGCCCAAGUCAAUAAGAUCAGUAGUCGUAAAGCGAUUCUUUUCCAUGACGUUACAUUAACGAGAACAUGUCACAUAUUAUGAAUCAUCCAUUAAUUAAAACUUAAUAUACUUUUUUAUUACAUCUUAACGGAAGUAAUUAAUAUUGUCUUUUAAGAAGUAAUAAAAGUAACUUCAAUGACAUCUAUAUUAAGAAGAAGCAUAAUUAAAGCUUUGUUAGAUUUGUAUAUUUAAUAAAUAGUUGAUAGUUAAUUUAUACUUAAGCUCUACUAUAUACGAUAAAUGUAACAGUCAAUAAAGCUAAUGUUUUCUAGUAUUGAUAAGUUAUGAUACCAUUAUUGCGAAAAUAUAUACGAUUGCAACAUAAACGUGAAAAUAGAGGGAGUUGGAAAUUUUCUCUUAUUUAGUUUUCUUUGUUUAAUCGAUACGUGAACGAUGAGAAGUCAAACGUUUUAACUAUGAUAUUUGCUAGCGAGUAAGAAAAUGGAUAGAAACGAUAAACAUAAAUCAAGUGAAGAAAAUAUGCCAGAUGUUUCCUCAUUUAAAGAAUCGGAGAAGAAUUCUGGAUUAUUUACCGUGUUCCAGUCUUCUGCGAAUAAAUUACCCUUUAAAUUGUGUCAACAACCUCCACGUAGUUACAAAACAAGGAAAGAUGAAAUUCCGUUUUUUAUACCACAUAAGAAGUUGCUCGAAAAGAUCGAGUACAAACCGGAAAUUCGAGAACCGCUGACCGGUUUUAGCGCCCAACAAGAAAAAAUUAGGAAACAGAUCCACAAACCACGUAUUUCAUUAACAAAAGUAGAAGAGAAGAAGAUAUUAACAAAGGACGUCACAUCGGAUACAGGCAUAAGUUGCAUUGAAACAAUUUCGUGGGCUUUUCAAAAAUAUAAAAAGGAAACAGAUUUUGAUGCUCCUAGGUUUAUCGAUCAGUUAGAGUUAAUUCGACAAUUACGAGAGGAUCCCAAAGUAGGAUUUUUUUAUAUGAUUUACGCUGUGGGUCGAUCUUCGAAAUAUUUUACGCCUUACGCUUUAAAGGUUGUUCAGUAUAAGGAUGUAGGUAAAAUUUAUAUGACCAUCAGUGCCAGUGGUGUAACUCAGUAUAGUCCAGACGAAAUGAGUUUUACUCCUAUCGAACAUUGGGAAAGAGAAUACAUUUUUUACUUAAAAUUAUUGAAAAUAAGGACAUUCAUUAUGUUUCGAAUGUGGAAAGCUUUGUACGUUUGGAAAAAGUCAGUUAGUUAUAAGAAAUUCGUUAUGGCAAAGAAUUAUUUAAAAGAAAAUCUGUUUGUAUCGGAUUCGAUUCUUAGUAAGGCACUGUUAGAAAUUAAAUCAAUGUGCUCGAUUUUCCUUGAUUCGAGUUUCUUUGACAACUCUAUUCUUGAGAAGAUGUUACUUUUUUAUUUUGUAGAAAAACAGUUUACAAAACUAGAACUGCUUAGAAAUAAGUUAGAUGAGUUUAGAAGAUUAGCAAUAGAUAUUGUAAAUAAUGCUUGCCUCGGUGCUUUAUUAAAGGCUGGAUAUACUCCCGAUGAUUCCAAUAUAACAAUAGAGCAAACUGCAUAUGGAAAACUUGGUGAAUUCGGCGUUGCGAAAUUCAAAAUGCCGAAAGAUGGUAUUCUUAAAAUGAGUUACAUCGAACAAGCACGAAAGAGAGAAAAGUGUUACAGAUUGUCUUGCUUCAUUCAUUUGGUUGAUUAUAUGCAAACAAAUAUGAUGCACGAUCUUUUAUUAAAUACCUAUCGAGAAUUUAUAGAACUCUUAAAGAUUUAUACGGAAUUUUUACCGAAUGAUGAAUCAAUAGAUAACGAUAUAAUUGAUCUUCCGUUAAAAGAAAAUCGCCCACCAUCGCAUCGUAUUCAGUUGCCAUAUUGGGUCGUGGAUUUGCUUAUUUUACCAACUUCAGAAAUUGUAAUGGAUCCGUCCGAAAGUAUUUUCCUUUUCGUAAUAAGAACUAUACAAACUAUGUGGGAGGAGAACUUAUAUGCUAUUAAACCUUUGCUGUCCGAUCCCUUCUUCCAUUCUUUCACGAGGCCCAUGAUCAAUCAUAAGAUAGAAGAGCGUAUUUGCGGUUACCCUCCAGAAGUUCAGAAAGUCUUGGAACAAGAUCCGAUCACACUAGCUUUUAAGACGGAAUUGAAGGAAAUUUUUGAGAAGAAUUUAGCCGCGAUAAAACGUUAUUGCCAACGAUUCAAUCAGAUCAAACAGUUUUAUUACGAAGACAUGACGUUUGACGAAAAUAUUAUCCGAGACAAUCGAGAUGUUAAAUUAUUUCGAGAAUGGAGCAUUCGUUAUAAGAAAGAAGUAGAUCUGAUCAACAAAGUAGUCGAUUUUCAGCCAUUCGGUCUCUUUUUUAUUCAACUUGAACGAUUUAAAAGCGCUGCUGAAACUGCUCCCAGAGGGAAAUUAAGUGUUAUUGAAGCUGUUAUGCCUGGACUAGGAAAAAGUCGAGUUGACGCUUUAUUAACGCAAGCGAGUGACGCUAUCAAUUACCUGGAAACAGUUCCUGUGACAACUAAAGAAUAUGUUGCAUACAUAAAGUUUGUAGACCAAGCUCAACAAAAUGUAGAUGACAUGGAAUCUCAGUUGGAUUACGUGAAAGAGCUGUACGAUACAAUGGAAGAAUUUGCUUUUCCUAUACCGUCGAUGGACAUGGCAAAUUAUUUGGGUAUUGGAAGUCAUUUUACUAGUUUGCGAUUAGUCGUAGAAAAUAGAUUAGAAGAGAGGCCAAAGCUAAUAAACAAAUUCGAUGCUCAACUUCAGAAGGAUAUCACAGCAUUGAACGAAGAAAUAUCAGAAAUUCACGAUGAAAUAAUGCAACCUUGGCUAUUGGAUUAUGAAAGCGACGUUGACGCCUGUUUGAAUACUUUGAAAGAACUUGAUAAACGACUAGCAGCCUGUGCAACUAAGGCGGAAGAAUACCGUGCUCAUCAAAGAACAUUCAAGCUCGAACAAACGAGGUUCGACAGUUUAGAUCAAGUAAUGAACGAAUUGAAGUUACGUACUUUAUUAUGGGAAAGCUUAACUUCUUGGGAAUAUGCUAUUCAUGAAUGGUAUACCGCCGAGUUCGAUACCUUAGACGUCGAAGAGAUCACUGCGGUUACAAUGCGUACCAUGAAACACAUAAUUCAGUUAGAGAGAGGCUUACCACCGAAUAAAAUUGUACCGAACUUGAAGGAGAAUGUUGAAUUAAUAAGAAAUAAGUUACCAAUCCUUGGUUACUUGAGAAAUCCAGACUUAAAAGAUAGACAUUGGGAGAAGAUUGAGGCAAUAUUGAACUAUACUUUCAAACCCGAUGAGAAGAAAACUUGGACUCGAAUGAAAGAGCUCGGUGCUUUCUUGAAACCUCAGGAAUUAAUGGAAGUUGCUGCCGCGGCAAGCUCCGAAGCUAACUUAGAAAAUAUGUUAAAGAAAGUCAUAGAUACAUGGGAAGAUCUUAAAUUUAUUAUUGUACCCUACAGAGAGGGAAAAGAUGUUUUCAUCAUAGGUAGUCUCGAAGAAAUUCAGACCGCAAUGGACGAAAGUAACAUUAAUUUACAAACUAUCAACGCAUCUCGUCACGUCGGUCCCAUUCGACCUGUGGUCAAAGAAUGGGUAGAAAAAUUGGAUUUAUUUACGGUUACCUUGGAAGCGUGGCAAUACUUGCAACAGCAAUGGUUGUAUCUGGAAGCAAUAUUUUCAGCUCCGGACAUUCAGCGACAGUUACCUAUGGAAGCAAAACUUUUUAUUGAGGUUGACAGAUUUUGGAAGGAUCUUAUGAGACGGACUCAUAAGGCGCCUUUGGCUAUGCCAGCUUGCACACAACCAGGAUUAUUAGAACAAUUUGAGGAGAAUAACCGAAUGUUAGACGAAGUAAUGAAAUGUUUGGAAGCAUAUCUUGAGACGAAACGGGUAGCGUUCCCAAGAUUCUUCUUCUUAUCUAACGACGAACUUUUAGAAAUUUUAGCUCAGACAAAGAAUCCACAUGCGGUACAAAGACAUUUGCAGAAAUGCUUUGAUGCGAUAUACAGACUGGAAUUUGCAAUGAAAGAAAAUGAAUUCGGUGAACUAGUACUAACGACAGAUAUAGUUUCUAUGAUCUCACCGGAAGGUGAAAAAGUUCCGCUUGGAAAAGGUUUGAGAGCAAGAGGUAAUGUCGAAGAUUGGCUAGGUCGAGUCGAGGAAGCUAUGUUUUCGACAUUAAGGAGAAGAAUGAAAGAAGGAAUAAAAGACUUGGCUGAGAAAGGGCGAGAGCAAUUUCUGUAUAUGCAUCCUUCUCAGAUAAUCCUCGCUGUAUGCCAAAUAUUCUGGACUCGAGAUAUCCACAUUAUCUUAGAUUCUACUGAGAAUGUGAUUGAGAAGAUGAAAGCGUUCGAACAGAAAUGUUUCGCAGAUUUAAAUGAAUUGGCGACAAUGGUAAGGAAAGAAUUGCCACAAUUGAUACGCGAUGUUAUAAUUAAUUUGGUAACGAUAGAUGUGCACGCCAGAGACAUCGUUACGACUUUGGUUGAAAAUAGAGUAAUGUCAAGUACAAGCUUUGAUUGGCUAAAAGCGUUACGUUAUUACUGGGAUGAAGAACUCGACAAUUGUUUAACACGUAUGAGUAACUCUAAAUAUCUUUACGGGUAUGAAUAUCUCGGUGCUCAAAAGAGGCUUGUCAUAACUCCUCUAACGGAUAAAUGUUAUUUGUGCCUUAUGGGCGCUCUUCAGUUAGAUUUAGGUGGUGCUCCUGCAGGACCUGCAGGUACUGGGAAAACAGAGACGACGAAGGAUUUAGCCAAAGCAGUCGCUGUUCAGUGCGUUGUGUUCAAUUGUUCGGAAGGACUCGAUUAUAGAAUGAUGGGUAGAUUCUUUUCUGGUCUGGCAACUUCUGGAGCCUGGUGCUGUUUUGACGAAUUUAAUAGAAUAGAUAUAGAAGUGCUUUCCGUAAUAGCUCAGCAACUAAUUACUAUCAGAAAUGCUAAAAUUGCUAGAGCCACCGAAUUCAUGUUCGAAGGAAGAAUGAUCAAAUUGGUGAUGUCUUGCGCAACUUUCAUCACUAUGAAUCCAGGAUAUGCUGGUCGUACGGAAUUACCAGAUAAUUUAAAAGCACUGUUCCGACCAUUCGCUAUGAUGGUUCCAGAUUAUAAACUUAUUGCUGAAGUUACGCUAUAUUCAGAAGGAUUCGAAUCGUCAAAAUCGUUAUCGCAAAAAAUGACUCUGAUGUAUACACUUAGCAGCGAACAACUUUCCCAGCAGGAUCAUUAUGAUUUCGGAAUGAGGGCUGUAAAAAGCGUGUUGGUAAUGGCAGGUAGUCUUAAACGAAAUAAUCCUGAUAAACCAGAGGACGUUGUUUUAAUUAGAGCCUUGCGCGAGAGCAAUAUACCGAAGUUUUUACGCGAUGACGCUGAACUGUUCGAAGGUAUCGUAGGAGAUCUCUUUCCAGGCAUUGAAAUUCCGGAAGAAGAAUACGGUAUCCUACGGGACACAGCUAUCGAAAUAAUGAAAGAAGCCGGUUUACAGCCAGAAGCUUGCAUUUUGAAGAAAAUUACUCAACUGCAUGAAUGUUUGCAAGUAAGACAUGGAGUGAUGUUAGUUGGUCCAACUGGCUCUGGAAAAACGACAGUUCUGAGAACUCUUGCAAAUACUUACAGUCGACUGUAUGAAAUGGCUAUACCUGGAACGUGUUAUCAGCCAGUUCACGUGUAUCUAAUCAAUCCGAAAGCAGUUACGAUCGGUGAAUUAUAUGGAAAAGUAGAUAUAAUGACCAACGAAUGGCAAGAUGGUUUAAUCGGCUUUACAGUUCGUCACGCAUGUUCCUUUACCACGGAAGAUCAUCAAUGGAUUGUGUGCGAUGGACCUGUCGAUGCCGUAUGGAUAGAAAAUAUGAACACCGUGUUAGAUGAUAAUAAAAUGUUGUGUCUGGCUAAUUCUGAAAGAAUUAAAUUCACUCCUUAUAUGCGUAUGUUAUUCGAAGUUAUGGAUCUUGCCCAGGCAUCGCCUGCUACCGUCAGUCGUUGUGGAAUGGUGUAUGUCGAUCCUACAGAGUUAAAGUGGAUGCCUUACGUGAAGUCAUGGUUAGACACACUUCCUGAUGCUAUCGUAAGAAACGAACAUCGAUUACAGAUCAUCGAACUCUUCGAAAAAUAUUUCGAAGAAGGAUUAAUAUUCUGCAUGAAAAAUUGUGUCUGCCCAAUUCUACAGGUUGAUAUUAGUAAAGCAAGCAUGACUUGUUCGAUAUUGGAAUAUAUUUUAAACGAACCAGAUGCGAUAGAAAGAACUACGGAAAAGGCGCGAAUUAGAACAUUUUUAGCUCAGUCAUUUGUCUUUGCCUACCUUUGGGCCGUUGGCGGUAACGUUAACGACGCCUCUCGAAGCGUGUUCGAGGCUUUUGUGAGAAAACAAUUUGAAGAUGAUGAAGAUACAUUUUUGCCGUCGAUAGAUUUAUGGGAGAUUUAUGUAAACGUACAACAACAUCGAUUGGAUUCUUGGACGGAUAUCAUGCCACAAUUUAUAUAUGACAAUGAAGUGCCAUUUUUCGAUAUUCUAGUACCAACUGUCGAUACUGUACGAUUUGGUUACUUAAUGAAGAAAUUAGUCGGAAUAAAUAAACCGGUAUUCUUUACCGGAGAUACUGGAGUUGGUAAAUCGGUAAUAACGAAAGUUGUUUUAAAUAAUUUGGAAGAUAGUCAGCUCUGGGUACCGAUAAAUUUGAUCUUCUCUGCUCAAACAAGCAGUGGCAGAACGCAAGAGAUUUUAGAACUAAAAUUGGAAAGAAGGAAAAGAACCGUGCUGGGAGCACCCAUUGGGAAAAGAGUGUGUGUAUUUGUCGACGAUGUCAAUAUGCCAAAAUUAGAUACAUAUGGGUCCCAACCACCGAUCGAGCUGUUACGACAAUUACUAGAUUUCCAUGGUAUGUACGAUAAAGAGAAGUUGUUCUGGAAGCAUAUAGAAGACGUUGUUUUCACCGUUGCAUGCGCUCCUCCUGGAGGAGGUAGAAAUCCAUUAACACCGAGAUUUGUGAGACAUUUUGCCAUGCUAUUUAUCCCAGCCCCUAUAGAACUCUCUCUGAAAGGGAUUUUCAAGGCAAUUAUGAACGGAUUUCUGGAAGAUUUUGUAGAGUCUGUUAAACAAAUUGGCGAUAGAAUAGUAAAUGCAGCAGUCGAUGUUUACCAAGGAAUAGCUACGGAUCUUUUGCCGACGCCAGAAAAAAGUCAUUACAUCUUUAAUUUACGGGAUUUGUCGAAAUGUAUACAAGGUAUCAUGCAAGUUGACGCGGCGGUCAUUAAACAACCCAUCGAAAUGUACAGGCUUUUUUAUCACGAAUGUCUUCGUGUUUUCCAUGACCGACUGAUCAACGUUCAGGAUAAGAGCUAUUUCUUUAAACUUCUAAACAACAUAUGUGUCAACGCAUUCGGUAUGGAAGUGAUGCGGCUUCCGGAUGAAGAAAUUAUCGAAAAACCACCGAUACUAUUAUUUGGUGACUUCAUGUCCUUCGGAGCAGCAAAGGAACAACGAAUUUACGAAGAGCUUACGGAAAUUUCAAAAGUUAGAAGAACUUUGGAGGAUUAUUUGGAAGAUUAUCGUUUCUCUGUGGGAAAAGACAUGAGAAUUAUUUUCUUCAUGGAUGCUAUAGAACACAUCUGCAGGCUUGCAAGAAUUCUUCGUUCUGAAAGAGGCAAUGGCCUUUUGAUCGGAGUCGGUGGAAUGGGAAAGCAAAGUCUGACAAGAUUAGCAUCUCAUUUAAAUGGUUAUAAAUGUUAUCAAAUAGAAGUUACGCGUACGUACGAUAAAAAUUCAUGGCACGAAGAUCUUCGCCGAUUUUAUUUCGAGCCAGGUACCGAGGCUAAACAUACAACAUUUUUAUUCACCGAUACUCAGAUUGUGCUAGAAGAAUUUUUAGAAGACAUCAAUAAUACACUUAAUACAGGCGAAGUACCAAACUUGUACGAAGCAGAUGAACUUGAGAAAGUUAUCAUAGCUACCAGGCCUGCCGCGAAACAAGCAGGGAUUCACGAAGGAAACAGAGACGCAAUUUAUCAAUAUUUCAUUGGGAGAGUUAGAAAUCAACUUCACUUAAUGAUCUGUAUGAGUCCUAUAGGCGACUCUUUUAGACAUCGCUGUCGUAUGUUUCCUUCAUUGGUAAAUUGUUGCACCAUUGAUUGGUUUACGAAGUGGCCGGAUGAUGCCCUUUUAUCGGUAGCAGAAAGUUCAUUAGUCACAAUCGUUCCAAAGGAUUCGGGAAAGCUUACUAACCUUAGUACCAUGUGCGUCUUGAUCCAUGAGAGCGUAGAAGAAGUAACAGCUCGAUUCUUCAUAGAAAUGCGUCGAAGAUAUUAUACCACACCGAGCAGUUAUUUAGAACUUUUAAAGCUAUUUCAAACAACUUUAGGAAGGAAGAAGAAAGAAAUAGAGUUGCUGAAAAGUAAAAUUGCCAAUGGACUCAACAAACUGCGAGAAACCAAUGAGAUGGUUGGCGUAAUGAAGGAACAAUUGAUAAUUCUUGCCCCAAAGCUCAAAGCAAGUACCGACGAAGUAUCGAAUCUGGUGAGAAUCCUUGCGAAGCAGCAAAUCGAAUGUGACAAAGUGAAGUAUGUCGUAAUGGCUGAAGAAGAAGUAGCAAAAGCGAAAGCCGAAGAAACGGCGGCUUUAGAAGCUGAUGCUAGGCAAGACUUGGAAGCAGCAAUGCCUGCUUUACUGGAAGCUCAGAAAGCAUUAGAAGCUUUAAAUAAAAGUGAUAUUAAUGAAAUUCGCGUAUUUCAUAAACCACCUCACCUAGUGCGUUUUGUCAUGGAAGCAGUAAAUUUACUGUUGGGUGAAAAGACAGAUUGGCCAACCGCAAAAUUAGUCUUGGGUGACAUACAUUUUCUUGAUCGCUUAAUGGCUUAUCCUAAGGACGACAUAAGCGAUAAACUUUUAGAAAAGUUGCAAGAAUAUGUCCAACAUCCAGAAUUUCGACCAGAUUUAGUGGCUAGACAAAGUAAAGCGUGUAGAUCGAUGUGCAUCUGGGUGAGAGCAAUGGAUGGAUAUGCUAAAAUCUACAGGGUGGUCGAACCAAAGCGACAAAGAUUGCACAAAGCUGAAGAAGAAUUGCGAGAGAUAGAAGAAGUUCUUGCUUUGAAACAGCAAGAACUCGUUACGGUGGAAAAUAAGAUCAAGGAGUUGCAAAAGCAAUACGAUUCAGCAAUAGAAAAUUUAAACAAAUUAGAAGCUGAAAUGGAAUUAGCGGAAACAAGAUUGAAUAGAUCUGGACGAUUGACAUCUGCGUUGGUGGAUGAACGAGUUCGAUGGGAAGAAUUAACGCGCGAUUUUGACAAACAAAUUGUCAACUUGACUGGCGAUACAUUGGUAGCUGCUGGAGCCCUUGCUUACCUGGGUGCUUUUACAAAUGAGUACAGAGAGGAAUUAAUACAAACUUGGUUAUCCAGUUGCAAAGACUACGAUAUUAAAACUACAGAGAACUAUAGUCUCAUUGCAAUAUUAGUUGAUGCUUAUGAAAUUCGUCUUUGGAAUACGUAUGGUUUACCACGAGACAAAGUUAGCACAGAAAAUGCAAUCUUUGUAACGCAAGCUAGUCGUUGGCCUUUAAUGAUUGAUCCCCAAGAGCAAGCAAAUAGGUGGAUACGGAACAUGGAACAAGAAAACAAUUUAAAAAUAUGCAAGCUAACGGAUAUACAUUUAAUGAGGAUACUAGAAGCGUCCAUAAGGCUUGGAACUCCUGUAUUAAUUCAAGAAGUAGGAGAAGUAUUGGACCCAAGUUUGGAACCUAUUCUACUUAAACAAAUCUUUAUUUUAGGUGGUAGGACAUUGAUACGAUUUGGCGAUAUAGACGUCGAGUAUGACAGUAAUUUCAAAUUAUACAUUACGACGAAAAUCGCGAAUCCUCAUUAUUUACCAGAGAUCUGUAUUAAAGUAACAAUAGUUAACUUUACCGUAACUGUGGCAGGCCUCGAAGAACAGAUACUCGCAGAUGUGGUACGUCUCGAAAGACCAGAUUUGGAAACAAUGAGGAAUGAUUUAAUAAUAAAAAUCAACGCGGACAAAGGUCAAUUGCAAAGUAUCGAAGACAGAAUAUUGACAUUGUUAUACGGUGCAGGUGAUGAUAUUUUGGACAAUGAAGACUUAAUAGAAACCUUAAAUGACAGUAAAGAAACUUCUGCAAUUAUUGCAACGAGAUUAAUUGAAAGUGAAGCGACUGAGAAAAAGAUCUCAGUUGCGCGUGAAAAAUAUCGAUCUGUUGCGAAUCGUGGAUCAGUCUUGUAUUUCGUAGUGGCAAACCUUGCAAACAUAGAUCCCAUGUACCAAUUUUCGUUAAAGUACUUCAGUCAAUUAUUUAACACGGUAAUUGAAACUACCGAAAAAGAGGCUGAUUUGCAGCGGCGUUUGCAGACCUUAUUGAAUGAAAUAACAUUAGCUAUCUACACAAAUGUUUCGCGAGGUCUAUUUGAGAAACACAAGUUGGUAUUUAGUUUCAUGCUCAAUAUUGCAGUACAUAUAAAUGAGCAGAUCGUGUCUCAGACGCAAUGGAAUUUUAUGUUGCGAGGGCCAACACGAAUUGUAGUGGAAGAAAUUCCAAAUUAUCCAUCUUUAACGCCUAAAAUGUGGACUUCGAUUAAUUAUUUAGCUAGUACGUUUAAAAAAUUUAAAGAUGUUUUAAAUGAUGCAUUUAAGAAGAUUCCGUUAACUCUUGGAUAUUUUAAGGAGGAAAUUAAUAUAAUCCCUACCAAUCAAACAAUCGCUAUGAAAAAUUGGAAUGAGAUAUUAACCGACAUUGAAAAAUUAAUGUUGAUAAAAUCAUUGAAGGAGGAAGUAUUAAUUUUUGCAAUCACAGCCUACGUAUCGAACAAUUUAGGGCCAAAAUUUGUAGAAUCACCUAUGGCAACAUUGCAACUUUUAUUUGCAGAUACGUCAAAUAAAAUACCAUUGAUCUUCAUACUUACAACUGGAUCAGAUCCCUUCAGUGCUUUUCAAAAAUUCGCACAUGAUAUGGGUUUUUCCGAUAGAUGUGAUUCCAUUUCUUUAGGUCAAGGCCAAGGUCCUAUUGCAGAAGGACAUCUACGAGCAGGUACCAUCGAAGGUAGAUGGGUGUUUUUACAGAAUUGUCAUCUAGCUGUAUCGUGGAUGAUCAACAUGGAGCAACUUAUAUUGGAGAUUGCUGAAGAACCAGAGGGAAUAAUUCAUAAUGACUUCCGAUUAUUUCUGAGUUCGAUGCCGAGUGCUGCUUUUCCAGUUUCCGUUCUUCAAAAUUCCGUAAAAGUUACAAAUGAGCCGCCAAAAGGACUGAAGGCCAAUAUCAAGAGAGCAUUACAUGAAUUGGAUGAAGAAUAUUUUGAACAUCAUCAUUUAGGCGAAAGCUGGCGCCGAGUUAUAUUCGGAAUUUGCUUUUUCCACGCAAUUAUUCAGGAACGAAAAAAAUUUGGACCCCUAGGAUGGAAUAUUCUGUAUGAAUUUAACGACAGCGACAGAGAAUGUUGUUUGCUAAAUUUGAAAUUAUUUUGUGUUCAAGGUCGUAUACAUUGGAAUGCAUUAAUAUACACUACAGGUGAAAUUACUUAUGGGGGUAGGGUUACAGACAGUUGGGAUUUAAGAUGUAUGAAAACGAUCUUAGCUAUUUUCUUUUCUCCUAAAUCUUUGGAUAUCAAUUAUGUCUAUUCGCCAUCUGGGAAGUAUUAUUGUCCUGUUUACAAUACCCUGCAAGAGUAUCAAGAUUUUGUAGAAACCUUUCCUAUAAUUGACGAUCCAGAAAUUUUUGGAAUGCAUGAAAAUGCAAAUAUUGCUUAUCAGUUAAAAGAAGCACAAUUUGUACUAAAUACCAUUUUGGAAGUACAACCACAAGAAUCUAUCACGGAUCAAGAUAAAUCUAGUUCAGAUGUAGCAUAUGAAAUUGCUGACAUGAUAAAGGAUAAAAUUCAAUUGCAAAUAGAUAUUACAAAAUGUAACCCAGAGCACUUAAAAAGAGAUUCAAUGGGAAGACUUCCAUCCUUAAGUACUGUUCUUGUUCACGAAGUUGAUAGGUAUAAUAUACUUCUGAAGAAGAUACAUAUAUCAAUAGAAAAUUUACAACGUGCCAUCAAAGGUUUUGUUGUUAUGUCUGAGGAAUUAGAAAACGUCUUUGUGGCUCUUGUCAAUAAUCAGGUACCACAAAUGUGGCAUAAUGUAAAUGUCUAUCCAUCAUUAAAAACCUUAGGAAGCUGGAUAAGGAACUUAGAGCUAAGGAUUGACUUCAUUCAAAUUUGGUUGAUUGAUAUAAAGCCAAUUUCUUUUUGGAUUUCGGGUUUAUCCUUUCCGCAAGGAUUUUUAACUGGCAUGUUACAAACAUGUGCUAGAAAGUAUAAUAUUCCUAUAGACCACCUAAAGUUGGAUUUUAUUGCUACCAAAGUUGUUCUUGAUCAAGAAGAUAUUGAAAUAGAGCACAAAAAGGCUGAAAAGGAGGUAAUACAAGUAUAUAAAAACUUACAAGUACCAGAAGAUGGAGUUUUAAUACAUGGGUUAUUUAUUGAUGCUGGUAGAUGGGAUUUUGGAUCCAUGCAUUUAGUAGAUGCAAAUAUAGGUGAAAUGAAUCCAUCUCUUCCAGUUUUACAUAUAAAUCCAGUAUUAGAAUUACCAAAAGAUGAUUCAAGAUAUAUUUGCCCUUUGUAUAAAACAGCAGUUCGAGCAGGUGUAUUAUCCACAACUGGACAUAGUACUAAUUUUGUUGUUGCAGUUCUACUCGCUUCUGAAAAAGAACAAUCAUACUGGAUUUUAAAAGGAACGGCUCUUUUGAUUGAAAUUGUAAAUUAAAUUUCCUAUGUCAUAACAGAUAUACUAAUUAAUGAUUGAGAUGUAAUAAUUAAAAACAUAAAUUUAAGUAA
Molecule: messenger RNA, 13715 nt
Organism: Bombus pascuorum
Lineage: Eukaryota; Metazoa; Arthropoda; Insecta; Hymenoptera; Apidae
Gene: Dhc16F
Product: dynein axonemal heavy chain 6
Exons: 62
Coding region: 1393-13644 (4083 amino acids)
Biological process (GO): microtubule-based movement
Cellular component (GO): dynein complex
Molecular function (GO): minus-end-directed microtubule motor activity; ATP hydrolysis activity; ATP binding
Source: RefSeq, a predicted model, not a curated record